ACCAAACAAUCAUGGCGACUGAGGUCCAACCGGCUGCCCCAGCGCCUUCUUCAACCCCGGCUGAGGAUGAUGAGACAUGGUUAUAUGGCGAAGAGAACAAGGAAAAAGAUAAAGCACAAGAACCACCAAGUGAGACUGUUGGAAACGGUGCUGCUAAGGAGAAUAAAAAAGAUGACCGAGAAGCAGGGGAAUUGAGUGGUGAAGAAGAAUCACAAGACAAAGGAAAUGAUGAUGACGAUGAUUCUGAUGAUGAUGUACAGGUCACUAUUGGUGACAUUCAGGCCUUUCCAAUUGGAGAUGGUGCAAGAAGUCUCUUCAAAGCCCCAGGAUACCAAAAAGCAGGAGCUGGUGCCACAGGUAAAGGCACGACAGCCGCUGGAGCCCAGAAGGGUGUGGAUCUAGAGGCAGUGGGUACCAUCAAUGGGAUCCCUGCCUAUGAUUUUGAUUUGGAAACCCUACAGGCAGAUGAAAAACCAUGGAGAAAACCUGGUGCUGAUAUUACAGACUACUUUAAUUAUGGUUUUAAUGAAGAAACAUGGCAGCAGUAUUGUGAGAAACAGAGGCGACUAAGGGGAGAGAACCAGGGCUCCAGACCAUAUACACAUGUGUCAUCUGGUAUAAAGAAAGAUAUAACAGAGACGCCACAAAAUGUACCUGUGCUGUCAGGUAGAAAGGCCAUCAUUACCGUACCACGUAAAACAUCAGGCACAAUAGAUGUGAUUGGUGGAACAGCCCGAGAUUCCAGAAGACCGGAGGGAGAACCCAUUCAAGUGGCAGGGAAGUACCCAAGUGCAGUGCCCCCACACCCUCCUCCUGGAAUGGACUUCAGUGUCCCCCCUCCAGGGAUGCCCCCACCUGGAGUCCCUCCCCCAGGAAUGCCAGUACCUCCUGGAGUUCCUCCUCCUGGUAUCCCAGGCAUUCCUCCUCCUGGUUUCCCAGACUUUGAUCCUUUCUUCCCUCCACCUGGGCAGCCAUCCAGCACUCGUUACGAGGACAGACCCUCCUAUAACUAUGACAGCCAGCACACAUCCUACCCCACAUCUUACCCAGACACACCACAUUCCUCAUCCUGGGACAGGACAGAGACGUAUUGGAGAGACUAUGUGGGGAGGGGGGAUAGGAGCCCUGUCAGGUCCGAAUCUGACUUCAGCAGUUCUGGCAGUGAGCGUGAUUACAGAUACAGGGACUCAUCCCGCAGCAGUCGAUAUGACAGAGAAAGGGACUCCUACAGAAGAGACAGGGAUUCUGAGAGAAGUCGAGAUCGAGACAGAGACAGAUCUAGAGAGAGAGAUAGGGAUCGAGACAGAGACCGAGAUAGGAGACACAGAGAUGAAAAGCACAAGUCACGAAGGAAGGACAAAGAAGAUGAUUCUAGUAGAUCUAAACACAAGAAGAGCAAGCGAUCUCGACGAGAUAAGGACGAGGACUCGGGGAACACAGGAUCUGAGUCGGCCAGCAAAGCAGACUAAUAAAUCAUUUUAUUCCAAUUUCAUGUCUAUUAUAGUCAUUAAAAUUCAUGUAGUCAAAUCUU
Molecule: messenger RNA, 1531 nt
Organism: Saccostrea echinata
Lineage: Eukaryota; Metazoa; Mollusca; Bivalvia; Ostreida; Ostreidae
Product: pre-mRNA 3'-end-processing factor FIP1-like
Exons: 16
Coding region: 12-1469 (485 amino acids)
Cellular component (GO): mRNA cleavage and polyadenylation specificity factor complex
Molecular function (GO): RNA binding
Source: RefSeq, a predicted model, not a curated record